AUGCCUGUGAAAUGGCCCGCGCUUCGCUCCUUGGCCCAAAGUCGCACGGGCUUUCAGCUCGACGACGCGGCGCGCGCGUUGGCCCUGACAUCGAGCACCGUGAACAGUUUUAGUCAGCAGGCGCUGGGGAAGCUUCCGGGCAUCGUGGGCUCUGCAGCUUUGGAAAUAGCGAAGGCUGGCAACUCACUCGUCCAGCAGGCCCAAGGAAGAAAGAUACCGCAAGCAGAGGAUGCCGGCAUUAGGAGCCAAGCACGAGAAGCCGUUGUGUCGAGUGCUGUCUCUACAGCAGAGGCUGCGAAUGAUGUGUUUUCAGCAUUGGGAUUGCAAGUCCGGAUUCUUCACCCAAGCCUGCCCAACUCGCAGACUCGUGUCAAGAUCUCUCGAGGUCGUGUUCCAGAUGCUGGAAACACCGACACAGAACAAAGUCGUAUGACCCCACGUCAAUUUGUUCAGUUCAUGCGGCAAGCUCGGCAGGAAGGGAGGGCAAGUGAGGGAGGCGACCAAAUCGAGAGGUACAUACAAGACAUGUCCAAUGCUGGGCGACUUCAGAUGAUUCCUCUUUUGUCCUAUAGCUUUCAGCACAAGCUGUACGUGGACAUUGCCCGCCUGCUGGUCUUCGCUUUCCAGAGAUGCCUGAUGACACUGAACGACGCAUCUGUCUGGGGCCACACAUUGCAAGUGACUUCGAAAGGGUAUUUGACGCGACAUCUUCCAACAUUACAGACCAGCAAGGUUGGCUCCGCUCAGUUAGAAGCUGUUGUUGACAUGAUGCUCCUGUCGCAACGCUUUCACCUUCCCUGGCUUCCCCGCUCAACACAGCGCCGACUCUAUAUCAAUUGCAUCAUGGUCGUCUUCCAGCUAGUUGAGGACCUCUUGGCUGGUGAUGGUGAAGAAAUCCAUUUCAUGGGCCACAAGGUCAAGUUCGAAUUGGAAGCUCAACCUCUCCAGUUGGUAAAGCAGAUGCUUCAGGAGAAUCCUGUGAAGCACUGCCAAAUCGACGAGGCUGUUCUGGCAGAGCUCGUCGAUGAGCUCCUCGCAGAUGAGGAGACCAACUUGGUCUGGAUGCCGGAUUGUAUCGAGAGCCAAUUGUACCAGAAUGUGAUGAGGCUGUUGAUUCGGAUGGCUGAACAUGUAGUCAGUGGGCUGAAGCUCAGCAUCCUGGGCCGAAAGAUUGAGAUGUCCAUUCUGUCUACUAUGGACCUGAGGGCGCAUGAGGAGUUCGUCCGAGACAAGAGAGCAGAGGCCACCGUUUACUACGAGGAAGAGGAUCCUUUCCUCACGGUCUCGGCCACGGAACUUGAGGAGCGCCUGAAG
Molecule: messenger RNA, 1314 nt
Organism: Symbiodinium necroappetens
Lineage: Eukaryota; Dinophyceae; Suessiales; Symbiodiniaceae
Source: the annotation of a GenBank genome assembly